AUGGCACUAGACAGACACCCAACAGUUCUUCGCACUUGUUUAAUAACAGAGAUUGUGAACAAAAUGAAGUGUUGUAUUAGUUUCUGGACGUUCUUAUUGUUGUGUCUCCUCCAAUUUUCCGCGGUCACUUCAGACAUAACAGACGGAAACGCUGAACACUUAAAACGAGAGCACUCACUCAUAAAACCAUAUCAGGGUGUUGGAACCGGUCAGUCAAGUCAGUGGGACUUUUGGGGUAGUACGUUAGUCACGAGCCAGUAUGUGCGCCUCACUUCCGAUGAGCGCAGCAAACAAGGCUCCAUUUGGAACACAGUGCCCUGUUUUUUGAAAGACUGGGAGAUGCAUGUGCAGUUUAAAGUCCAUGGGGCGGGAAAGAAGAAUUUGCAUGGGGAUGGCUUUGCAAUUUGGUAUACGAAGGAGAGGCUGCAUCCUGGGCCAGUCUUUGGAAACCAGGAUCAUUUUGUCGGCCUAGCUGUUUUUGUGGACACCUUUCGCAAUGACCUUCAUGGAAUGGAUCGUUCCUUCCCAUACAUCUCCGCAAUGGUAAACAACGGCACGUUGCCGUACGACCACGGAAAAGACGGGCGCUCGACCGAACUGGGCGGCUGCUCCGUGGAGAUCAGAAACAAGGAUCACGACACCUACCUCGCCAUCAGAUACUCCAAAGGCAGACUCACGAUUAUGGUUGAUGUGGAUGACAAGAAUGAGUGGAAGGAAUGUAUCGAUAUCGGAGGGGUCCGUCUGCCCACUGGGUAUUAUUUUGGGGCCUCUGCGGCCACAGGGGACCUCUCUGACAACCAUGACAUCAUUUCCAUGAAGAUGUAUCAGUUGAUGGUGGAACACACUCCUGAAGAGGACAACGUGGACUGGACUAAGAUUGAACCAAGCGUCAGUCUGCUCAGGUCACCCAAAGAUAACAUCGAUGAUCCAACAGGAAAUUUCCGCAGUACUCCUCUCACUGGAUGGAAAGUCUUUCUCCUGCUGCUCUGCGCUUUGCUUGGGAUUGUUGUCUGUGCCGUCGUGGGAGCAGUGGUCUUUCAGAAGCGCCAGGAAAGAAAUAAAAGAUUUUACUAAAACAGAAACCCCCCCGCCCUCCAAAACAAUUUUAAAGGACCGUGUAGAACAUGGCUGCGAGACUUCAAUGUGAAUUUUUAAAGAUUGUAUAAAUGUUUCUAUUAUCGAGGAGCUGAAAAGGAGAAAGUAACCUGAGAUGUUUUCCAACAUUCACAAAGCAGAUGUGGUUUAUGAUGGCCGAGGAUUAUAAGUGGUCUUUUAUUUUUUUUUCUUUCUUUCUUCUUCUUCUUCUUCUUUUUUUUUUUUUUGUGGUUAGGAAAGAAUGUCAUGAUUUUUCUUAAGGUAUCAAACUUUUAAAACACUGGUAAAGUUACGGCUUUCUGGAUUGUUCAUUUUAGGCAUACCUGCAUUAGCUAUUUUUUCC
Chanos chanos (milkfish) is the source of this 1438-nucleotide messenger RNA. It is a transcript of the gene lman2, whose product is annotated as lectin, mannose-binding 2. Gene Ontology annotation, biological process: endoplasmic reticulum to Golgi vesicle-mediated transport. Gene Ontology annotation, molecular function: D-mannose binding. Bases 1 to 1074 code for a protein of 357 amino acids. The record is from RefSeq and is a predicted model, not a curated record. NCBI's taxonomy places the organism in Eukaryota, Metazoa, Chordata, Actinopteri, Gonorynchiformes, Chanidae. The transcript has 8 exons. Gene Ontology annotation, cellular component: endoplasmic reticulum-Golgi intermediate compartment; Golgi membrane; endoplasmic reticulum membrane.